AUGGAAAGUGGACAGGAGAAUAUUCCAAGCAGGUGCAAAAAGACGGUGUCCACAGCGCCUCUGUGUCUGCUGCUCACAGCUGCUGCCAGCAGCACCCAGGUGCUCACUCAGCCAGAUGCACUCCGCGACCUGUUCAACUGCUGUUUCACAUUUAAGCAUAAGAAGAUCCCCUUGCAGAGGCUGAAGAGCUAUGGAAUCACCAGUAGCCAGUGUCCGCAGGCAGCUGUCCUCUUCAGAACCAAACUGGCCAAGGACAUCGGUGCCGACCCAAAGGAGAAGUGGGUCUGGAAUGACAUGAAACACCUGGGUCAGAAACCUCACACCCUGAAGACUUGGACCCUUUCGGCCACUCUAAGACCCAGCCAGAGGCUGAGAAAUGAUUCUUCUCCCCCAGGCUUCCUGUCUCUAUCCUGGACUAAAUUGACCUGA
Messenger RNA from Lagenorhynchus albirostris (white-beaked dolphin), 429 nucleotides. RefSeq names its product C-C motif chemokine 13-like. The transcript is spliced from 4 exons. Bases 1 to 429 code for a protein of 142 amino acids. The record is from RefSeq and is a predicted model, not a curated record. Gene Ontology annotation, biological process: chemokine-mediated signaling pathway; cellular response to tumor necrosis factor; G protein-coupled receptor signaling pathway. Gene Ontology annotation, cellular component: extracellular region. NCBI's taxonomy places the organism in Eukaryota, Metazoa, Chordata, Mammalia, Artiodactyla, Delphinidae. Gene Ontology annotation, molecular function: chemokine activity; CCR chemokine receptor binding.